Scomber japonicus (chub mackerel) is the source of this 2370-nucleotide messenger RNA. It is a transcript of the gene mindy3, whose product is annotated as MINDY lysine 48 deubiquitinase 3. Gene Ontology annotation, biological process: protein K48-linked deubiquitination. The record is from RefSeq and is a predicted model, not a curated record. Bases 36 to 1412 code for a protein of 458 amino acids. The transcript has 15 exons. Gene Ontology annotation, molecular function: cysteine-type deubiquitinase activity; K48-linked deubiquitinase activity. NCBI's taxonomy places the organism in Eukaryota, Metazoa, Chordata, Actinopteri, Scombriformes, Scombridae.
AGGUGCUUGUGGAUUUCCCAGCAGUGAGAGUGGUCAUGUCAGAGUUAAAUAAAGAAGUGGUGGAUCUGGUUUGGGGGAGACCCUCCAGUGGAGGAGUGUCUGCCUCCAUCUUCCGAAGAUGGACACAAGGGUUUGUCUUCAGUGAGAAUGAGCACACUGCACUGGAGCAAUUUGAAGGAGGGCCAUGUGCUGUCAUUGCACCUGUGCAGGCUUUCCUCUUAAAGACCAUUCUGUUUAAUAGAGAAAGUUCCAACUGGAGACACAUUUCAGAGGAGGAGCAGAAAACAGCACUGUGUUCCACGCUGAGUGAAAUUCUGGAGUCCGCCUGUUCCAGCCCCUCCACAGGGUUCUGCCUAGUGUCCUGGGCCAAGGGACAGGGCCCACAUACUAGCACACAUACUACCACGCAGACAAAGCCACAGUCACAAACACAGGACUUGCCAGUGCCAGAGAGCAGCCAGCCACCACAGGAGCAGCAACCCACUGCUUUGGCUGCUGAGGACCUUGGCUUUGAACGAUUUCACAGUGUUCUCCACAAGCGGACUGUUGGGUUAGUGUCUGAUCUCAGAGAGGAGAUGUUGUCUCUUUACCACACCUGGAGGGGGUGCUGUGGAGUCUUGCUUUUCCUCUACUCUGUCAUCCUCACCAAGGGCAUAGAAAAUAUAAGAAAUGAGAUCCAAGACACAAUGGAGCCUCUCAUAGAUCCUGUGCAUGGCCAUGGCAGUCAGAGCCUGGUGAACCUCCUUGUAACUGGCCACGCUGUUUCUAAUGUCUGGGACGGAGACAGGGAGUGCUCUGGCAUGAAACUCCAUGGUAUUCACAAACAGGCAUCAGUUGGCUUCCUUACACUUAUGGAAUCACUCCGCUACUGCAAGGUCGGGGCAUUCCUUAAGUCUCCAAAGUUCCCUAUUUGGAUCCUUGGCAGUGAAACUCACCUCUCUGUUUUUUUCACCAAGGAGAUGUCCCUGGUAGGUCCAGAGUCUCCAUCAGAACAGGCACGGAGGGUCUUCCAGUCAUUCGAUCCUGAAGAUAGUGGCUUCAUCCCAGAUUCUCUACUGGAGGACGUGAUGAAAGCCCUUGACCUUGUCUCAGAGCCUGAGUAUGUCAGUCUGGUGAAGAGUAAGCUGGAUCCAGAGAGUUUGGGCAUAAUCCUUCUGGGCCCUUUUCUCAUGGAAUUCUUCCCUGAUCAGGAUUCAGGAAUCCCAGACUCAUUUCCCGUCUACCACUACAAUGGACUUAAACAGUCCAACCACAACGAGAGGGUAGAAUAUGUGGAAGGGACAGCUUUGGUGCUAGGUUUCGAGGACCCCAUGGUUCGGACAGACGACACUCCAGUCAAGCGCUGCCUACAGACCAAGUGGCCCUACAUUGAGCUGCUGUGGACCACCGAUCGCUCCCCAUCUCUGAACUAGCAGGUCCAUGCGGUUGUGUUUGUUAAUGCGGAUGGACCACUGCUGACCCACCACACACCCCUCUGCACGCUGACCCUAAAAGGUCAGCAGGUUAAAAAGACUGAGAUACAGAUAUACAGUGGAGAUGAAUGAGAAAAUCACAAAUGCACACAAGAGACUGAGACAAACACAUUCAUGGCCUAAACAUACAUGCCUAAGAUCCAUUCCUUCAUUCUCACCCACAUUCAGCAGAAAUGCAAAUCAGACUCACCAAUUCAUGCUAUUGUCUGUUCACCAUGGCUUGUAAUUUGACACGCAGGAUGUUUAUGAUGUUAUUUAAAAAAGAAGAAACUGAAUGACUGUUUAUUUUUACAGCUCUGUGCCGACACCUCUGCAAAAGUUUACCAGUAGACAGCUAGUCGCUGUUCAGAGAGCAAACUAGUUUGGUGUGUGUCACCAAAUCACAUGCUGAACCACAUGUACAGCCAGUUGACUGUGAAACACUACUGUUAAUACAGCUAUAGGACUGUUUGAGGGAAAACCUACCAAAGCCUCCGACCUAUGAGAAAACACGCACACACAUACACACACACACACACACACACACACAUACUGACACACAUAGUGCUAAGCGUUUACAGCAUAAAGGGACCAACCCAGGCGCAAAGAACUGGAUCUCUGGACAGCAGGUAUCUUCAGUGUUUUCAUACAGAUGUAAGUGUGCAAACUGGUUCAGGUGCUGUGUGUCUGUGCGCGUGUGUGUGCGCGUGUGUGUGCAUGUGUGCGCUUCAUGCACCACUCUAAGAUGUUGGCCAAGUGCUCAUGUAUUUAUUAUCACACUCAAAGGUUCUGGAAUAAACACUCUUUUUUUUUUGUUCAAAUAUUGGUGCUGUGUGUUUUAGUAGCUUUGUAAUCGAAGACAUCCUCCUAUAUGUGUGUGUGUUUGUCUCAUAAAUGUGGUGUCCCGACCCCAACAUCA